Messenger RNA from Brassica napus (rape), 804 nucleotides. RefSeq names its product protein BUD31 homolog 1. NCBI's taxonomy places the organism in Eukaryota, Viridiplantae, Streptophyta, Magnoliopsida, Brassicales, Brassicaceae. Gene Ontology annotation, biological process: mRNA splicing, via spliceosome. The transcript has 4 exons. The record is from RefSeq and is a predicted model, not a curated record. Gene Ontology annotation, cellular component: spliceosomal complex; nucleus. The coding region runs from base 156 to 593 and encodes 145 amino acids.
UAAAAGAGGCCUUUCUUUCUCUACUGGGAGAAGAAGCUUCUUUCAUCCUCGUCCUCUUGAGCCGCCAUCUCUCCUCCUCCAAACUCUCGAUUUCUUUCUCCAAAGAGCUUUGAUGUAUGGUUUCCUCUGUCUAACGUUUGCAAAAGUGUAGGACAAUGCCGAAGAUUAAGACUAACAGAGUCAAGUACCCAGAAGGUUGGGAGUUGAUCGAGCCGACUCUCCGUGAGCUUGACGCCAAGAUGAGACAAGCUGAGAUGGAUGAACAUGAUGGCAAGAAAAAGUGUGAAGCCUUGUGGCCAAUCUUCAAACUCUCUCAUCAGAGGAGUCGCUAUGUCUAUGACCUUUAUUACCGCAGGGACGAGAUUUCUAAAGAGCUCUACGAGUUCUGCUUGGACCAAGGCUACGCAGACCGCAGCCUCAUUGCCAAAUGGAAAAAGUCGGGAUAUGAGCGAUUAUGCUGUUUGCGCUGCAUUCAGCCAAGAGACCACAACUAUGGAACAACAUGUGUAUGCCGUGUUCCCAAACACUUGCGUGAAGAGAAAGUUGUUGAAUGCGUUCACUGCGGUUGUCAAGGAUGCGCCAGUGGCGAUUAAUCUCUACGUGUGUUUUCUUCACGAUUCCCCACUGUUGCUGUAUUCUAUAUCUUGUCAAAUCUGAUUUGUGUACCCUUAAAAAAACCUUAAGAAACUCCCUUUCAGAACCUCUACUUGUUAACUCUUACGUUGGUGACACUAGAAAGGCGUUCCCGGUUUGGUAUGUAAAUGAAUUGAGAGAAUGAUUUUCGAUUAGAUUUGUGUUUAAGUA